GUACACAGAGUGUCUCUCUGCAUAAAUCGAGAGCUCACGGUUCCCAUCAGUAUCACACCACACCAUUUCUAGAUAGAGAAACUCCCUCUUCUAGAGAGAGAUAAAGAAACCGAAGAAGAAGAAAACUAGUCUUUUCAUCUGGGUUUCUACUAAUUCCACUUCUCACUCUAAUCUCUGUUCAAAGUUUGUGGCUUUACUUCUGUUUAGGUUCGAGGAGGAGAGAGAAAGUGCAGCCUUUCUUCGCCUACGAAGAUUUUCAGGAUCUCUUCCUUUCCUUGUUUUUUUGUUCUUUUUCCAACUUUUCCCAUUUCAUAAUUUCGAAAAACAAACCAUAAAGUUGUGACUUUUCUCAAACAAAAAACAAAACCAGAUUUCAAAGUCCUUACCUUUAAUCAUUUUUCUCCAAAACAAACAACUUUACUCCGAAAUGUCAUCAUUUCUUCCCACCUCCUCUCUCACAUUCUUCCUCCUCCUCUUAUUAACAUCCAGCUUCCACAUUUCCUUCGCCGGUCUACUCGCCGAACCUGUGACCGGUAACCCCCAGCCGCUCAAACCAGGGGAAAACUCCACUCCCAACACUGUCCCGGCCCUCCCAACCCAGAACCCGACCCAGAACCCUAUCCAGACCUGCCACCUUGACCUCUCCGCUGAGCUCUUCGGCGGCGUCAGCCAAGCAUGCGGCCGAAACCUCGACCGGAGCCGAUGCUGCCCUGUUCUAGCCGCCUGGCUCUUCGCCGCCCACGCCAGAUCAGCCCUUGAGCUCCCCUCCUCGGCUCCGGCUCCGUCGGCGGUGCUCGACCAGCCGAUGAUGCCGGACGACUCGCAGAAGUGCGUCAACUCGCUGCAAUCCUCGCUCGUCAACCGGAACAUCCGGAUUCCUCAACCCAACGCCAGCUGCGACGCCGUUCUGUGCUUCUGCGGAAUCCGGCUCCACCAGAUCGGAUCCCUCAGCUGCCCCGCCGCCUUCAACGUGUCGCAAGGGUUCCACAACGCCACCCCCACCGCCGCCCUCAGGAAUCUCGAGAAGAACUGCCGCAACUCUUCGUACUCCGGCUGCACCAAGUGCCUUGGCGCUGUCCAGAAGCUCAAGGGAGGGAGCAAGAACGGAACGGCGGGGGACAGGAGCACGAGCGAGAGAGCGAACAAGAUGUUCAACCGUGACUGCCAGCUCAUGGGGCUGACGUGGCUCCUCGCCCGGAACAAAACGGCGUACAUUCCGACCGUUUCCGCCGUUCUGCGAGCCAUAAUGUACAGUGCGCACCCGCCGCACGAGAACAUGUGUAGCCCGGACCAGGAGAACAUGCCGCUUGCCGUCGAUUCGCUGCAGAUCGAGAAGGGGCAAGGGUUCGCCACAUCAUCGCCGUCCAUUUUGUUAUUUCCGAUCCUGCCCCUGAUCAUUUGGGCGUCUCUGUUUGUCUAAGGGAAUCCGGGGGUGUGGUUUUGCCCAAUUUUUUGGUUGUGUCCCUGUCGCGUCGGGUCACGUGAUGCUAGUGGACAAUACGGGGCUGUUGGGUUGUUUUUGUCAUUUUGCCCACUGUAAAAAUUUCAGCUCGGUUUCCAAAAAAUUGUAGUGGUACAGCAGGAAAGGUCUUAUUUUAUUAGAAAAACUAAUGAAAAAUGUUUGAAAAUUUUGAGUUUUAAUGAUAAGGACAAAAUAAAGGGUCAAGUGAAUAGUA
Messenger RNA from Malus domestica (apple), 1676 nucleotides. RefSeq lists its product as uncharacterized. Lineage: Eukaryota; Viridiplantae; Streptophyta; Magnoliopsida; Rosales; Rosaceae. The record is from RefSeq and is a predicted model, not a curated record.